AUGUACUUCGUCUCUGCGGCCAAGGCCCUUGUGGCCGCUGCUGUCUUCUCAGCUGUCACUGCUCACAACAUCGUCCUGCCUGCUCACGGCCGUGAAUGCUUUCACGAGUCCCUACACAAGGAUGACACUAUGACUGUCACUUUCCAGGUUGGCGAUCGGGAAUUCGGCAGCGCAGGCAACCUUGACAUUGACUUCUGGAUUACCAACCCUGCUGGUCAAUACGAGACAAACGAGAAGAGCAUCUCCAACGGCGAUUAUUCGUUCACAGCCAAGCAUGAUGGCAAAUACAUAUACUGCUUCGGAAAUGAGAACUGGGGUGCCAACACCAAGGAGGUCUCCUUCAACGUCCACGGAAUCGUCUACGUGAGCGAGCACGAGAUGCCUGCCGACCCCCUCGACCGUGAAGUUCGGAAGCUGUCCGAUCUUCUUGCUCAAGUCAAGGACGAACAAGAAUAUAUCGUGAUGCGUGAGCGCACCCACCGAAACACCGCCGAAAGCACCAACAGCCGAGUCAAGUGGUGGAACAUGUUCGUCAUUGGUGUUGUCAUUGGUGAAUCUCUCUUCCAGGUCUGGUGGCUGCGACGUUUCUUCGAGGUCAAGCGGGUGGUUUAA
Fusarium mangiferae is the source of this 612-nucleotide messenger RNA. RefSeq names its product putative EMP24, component of the COPII-coated vesicles. Lineage: Eukaryota; Fungi; Ascomycota; Sordariomycetes; Hypocreales; Nectriaceae. Gene Ontology annotation, cellular component: endoplasmic reticulum-Golgi intermediate compartment; COPII-coated ER to Golgi transport vesicle; endoplasmic reticulum. The record is from RefSeq and is a predicted model, not a curated record. The coding region runs from base 1 to 612 and encodes 203 amino acids. The transcript has 3 exons. Gene Ontology annotation, biological process: intracellular protein transport; endoplasmic reticulum to Golgi vesicle-mediated transport; Golgi organization.